Messenger RNA from Saccostrea echinata, 642 nucleotides. RefSeq lists its product as uncharacterized. The record is from RefSeq and is a predicted model, not a curated record. Bases 1 to 642 code for a protein of 213 amino acids. The transcript is spliced from 8 exons. NCBI's taxonomy places the organism in Eukaryota, Metazoa, Mollusca, Bivalvia, Ostreida, Ostreidae.
AUGAGUUCAUUAGAGAUUGGAAACUUGACUCCCGGGAAAAUAAUCAAAAAUCUUAUUUUGGUUAUCUUUGGAGUAUUGUGUUAUCUAUCUACUGUACGAGGUUUGCGUUGUCUGAAAUGCUCUUCCAUAACUGAACCCCGUCUCUGUACCGAACUGGAGACGUGUCAGUCGGGGGAGAUAUGUGGAGUACGAUACCUGAGGUCGGACAAUGGGGACUUUUCAUACUGGACGGGCUGUGUCCCCCAAACAAGCUGUGUUUCCGUAGAUACCUCGGGAGUUGUCAUUGGUAAAAGGACCAGUUACUAUGACAACGAAGUAAUCUGUCAGCACUGUUGCUCGAGCGACCUUUGCAACUCUCAAGGAUGUGGUGCACUCGGUUACCCUACUGACCGUGGUCCACUGUGUUAUGAAUGUACAAACUUAGCUGAGCCUGCCAGCUGUCACAAAAUCGCAAUCUGUAACCAUAACGAGAAAUGCUACGUAGGGACCGAGUCUCACUUUGGACAGCUUUACUACACCACACGCUGUGAAACAAGACAUGCUUGCACGGCUCUAGACCAUGCUAAUCCGCUGGGGAGGAGGGCCGUGGCUUGUAAGCAUUGCUGUGCCGGGGAUUUGUGUAACGCCGGCUGUACAGGAUAA